GCGGUUAGAGGUUAGAGCAGAGUGCUGUAAGAUGGCUGACUUGUUUUGUGUGUUUGGCGCGAAGAGGCGGUCUUCAGACUGCACGCCAGCAUUGCUUAUGCUCUUCACUAUCGAAGAAGUUUCCUCCAAGCGAUGUAAACGUGUGGGAAUGAACCGGAUACGGAUCCACGUUUUACCCCCGAACCGGGGGCGCCUCGCUGCCGCCGCCUCCAGACAGCAGGAGCCCCUGGCGUGCUCGUUCACCCCGCGGCUCUGCUCGCACCCCCGGCUCGAGGGUCUGGAGUACUGCAUCAAACACAUCCUGGAGGACAAGAACGCCCCUUACAAGCAGUGCAGCUACGUCUCCAGCAAGAACGGCAGGCGGUGCCCCAACGCCGGCCCCAAACCCGAGAAGAAAGACGGAGUGGCGUUCUGCACGGAACACGCUCGCAGGAACGCGCUGGCUCUGCAGGCGCAGACGAGGAAGGUUUCGUCGGGACCCUCUCCGGAGCUGCUCCUGUCUCAGCUGAGCGGGUACGCCAAGACCGAGCUGGGCUCCCCAGGGCAGGACUGCAGCCGCAGCGAAGCCAGCAGGAUACUGGAUGAAGACAGCUGGAGCGAGGAGGAGCAGGAGCCCCUUGCGGUAGAUCAAACCUGGCGAGGGGACCCCGACAGCGAGGCGGACAGCAUAGACAGCGACCACGAGGACCCCCUCAAGCAUGCGGGAGUGUUCACUGCGGAGGAAGUGGCCUUGAUCACCAGGGAGAAGCUGAUCCGCCUGCAGUCUCUCUACAUCGACCAGUUCAAACGCCUGCAGCACCUCCUGAGAGAGAAGAAGCGCAGGUACCUGCACAGCCGCAGGGUGGAGCACGAGACCAUAGGCAGCAGUCUGCUGACCGGACCCGAGGGAGUGUCUGUGAAGGAGCGUGAGAACCUGAAGAAGCUGAAAGCCUUGCGCCGUUACCGCAAGCGCUACGGCGUGGAGGCCCUGCUGCACCGGCAGCUGAAGGAACGCAGGCUCGCUGCCUCCGAGAGGGCUUCCCAGCAGGCACACACCACUCGUUCCAGUCAGAGGUGCAUCUCCUUUGUUGAGGGGCUUCGCUGCGCUAACCAGUGUCUGCCGAUGACCAGACACUGCAUCUCUCACAUCUACCAGGACAGUAACCAGGUUCUGUUCAAGAUGUGCCCGGGCAUCACGGAGAUACCCUGCGACCAGCCUGUGCACAUGGGGCAGUCCGAGGACCCGCGCUGCCCCCUGCACCUGCAGCUGCCCUCCCCCAUGCACAAGCCCGAGCCGGAGCCCCUGGCUCCAGAGCAGCUGGACCCCGGGCCCCUGGACCUGUAUCUGAGUGUGGCUGAGCUACAGCCCACCGAGAACCUGCCUCUGGAGUUCAGCGACGAUCUGGAUGUGGUCGGCGAUGGGUUUCAGUGCCCUCCCUCUCCGUUGCUGUUCGACACCGCGCUGGCGCUGGAGGACCGGUCCAUCAGAGAGAUCGCCGAGGCGCCCAUGGAUAUCCUGGCCAGCGAGGAGGCAGCCGUCGCCAUGCCAACGCUGGAUGAGGAUCACAUGGAAAUCCAGAACCAGGUGAAUUCUCAGUCUUGUGAGCAAACAGCUGGAGCCAGUGAGGAGACUGCGGCUGUGCCUUCUGUAUCAACACCGCUGACAGCUCCUUCAGUAACCAACGGCAACACAGGACCUGCAGCAGCCCCCUGAGCGCUGCGAGGCUUCAGAGCAAAGAAGCAGGAACGCUGUCCCAAAGCUCUUCACUACUCUGCUAGGCAGUGAGGACCUUGCAGAGAGCCGAAGGCAUCGCUUGUCUUGAAAGGCUGUAAACGCAGUGCAGCCCUUCACGGCUCCCAUUAGCCUCGUAAUGCCAUCGCGCAGGUAUUCUCGUUGUCAAGUGGAAACACAAAUCGCACGGUCUUGUAACUGUGGCUCCCAGAUGCAGCGUUAUAAAGGGGGGAGCUGGAAGCAGGAACCUCUGAAGUGGUGAAGGUCGGCCUGCUGCUGCUGAUGAAACCUCUCCAAGACCAGCGCUGCCUUUCGGUUCUGGAGGAAAGUGAUCCUCCGUGCCGGACGGGAUGUGCUCUGAAGGCCUCGGGAGUCUUCAGAGAGCAGGGUGGGGUGCUGAUCUGCACUAACUUACUCUAGCUUCUUCAGCAAGCCCUGAAUGUGGUUUCAUAGAUGCUGUGAUACACCGGCUCUGUGUGGCUUUCUGCAGUAGCUGGGGAAUCAGCACUGCUUUACUGUGCCAGAAACACUAACAGUAACUCAUGUAGUUGAGUGUGGAGCAGGAGCCUGACCUGGCCUGCCUUUUGUUGUAAACCCCCCCCCCCCUUUGCGUGGCUCUCGUUCCUCUUCGAAAAUGGCCGUGGAUGAAAUGUUUCUCAAUUUCAUUUGCAAUUGUAAAGUUUACUAUCUGUACACAGAUUCACCAGGAAUGAGGGUGCGUGUGUUUCUUUUCGGUGUUAUUUAAUAAAGCAAGAUAAUGUUUCUGCA
This is a messenger RNA of Acipenser ruthenus (sterlet), 2479 nucleotides long. Its product is annotated as KAT8 regulatory NSL complex subunit 2. Lineage: Eukaryota; Metazoa; Chordata; Actinopteri; Acipenseriformes; Acipenseridae. The record is from RefSeq and is a predicted model, not a curated record. The transcript is spliced from 10 exons. Bases 32 to 1693 code for a protein of 553 amino acids. Gene Ontology annotation, cellular component: NSL complex.